Molecule: messenger RNA, 2529 nt
Organism: Colletotrichum godetiae
Lineage: Eukaryota; Fungi; Ascomycota; Sordariomycetes; Glomerellales; Glomerellaceae
Exons: 4
Coding region: 159-2426 (755 amino acids)
Molecular function (GO): ATP binding; ATP-dependent protein folding chaperone
Source: RefSeq, a predicted model, not a curated record
AACCACCGCUCUCCUCUCUGCUGCUGCACCGCACACCCGCACCCGCACCGCACGGCUGCCGACGCCCUGCAACCCAAAUCGAUAUACCCUCUGCUGGUCCUGCCCACCUUGGGCCCUCGCUUUUCUCCCUCUUCUUCUCCCCGACUCAGUAAUCCCAUAUGAGCUUUUCCAAUUCCCGCCUGAAAGGCUUUGGUUUCGGCAAACGCAAGUCAACUGCUAGUAUCCAGACACCCGAUCCGAACCAAACCCCAAGCCCGACCCCUCCUCCUCAAGGUGGUCACCCCUCCGGUGCCCCUCAAAUACCGCAACAGAUUCCCGUCCGCCCAGGCUCCAUCGCUUCGACUUCUUCCGCUUCAAUCGCUCCCAUGAAUCAACACCCAGGCGCCGGUAACCGGCCUCCGAGCUACUCGGCCAACUUUCCCCAGGGCGGUCCUCCUCCCAUGGGUCGCACCAGCCCGAUGACGGGUCAAGGUCCGGCUCGCACCCCGCCUUCUCAGAUGGUUGGCGGUCCUCCCCCCAUCAACACUGGUGCUCCCGUCGCCGGCUACCCCCCUCAGCUCCCUCCCAUCGGCGGUCAAGGACACCCCAUGGGUGGUCCUCCUCAGUACGGCGGCGGUGGCGGCGGUGGCUAUCCUCCCCCGGGUCCUCCUCAGGGUGGCCCUAUGGCACAGUACCAGCGAGGCGGCAGCGCGGCCGAGGUUGAAGGUAACAGCAGGAGUAAGGCUCAGCUGAUUGUCGGUAUCGAUUUCGGCACAACCUUCUCCGGUGUGGCGUUUGCUUUUGCGACAAACAACGAAGCCAAGGAAGACAUUAUAACAGAGUGGCCCGGCGCUGGUUCAUACACAAAGCAGAAGAUUCCCACAGUGCUCUACUACGACCAGUACCAAAAGGUUGUUGGCUGGGGUCCCGACAUCGCCGAUGCCCUCGCCCCUACUGGAUACCCGAAGCCCGGCGUGCAAAAGGUCGAAUGGUUCAAGCUGCAGCUCAUGUUGUCCGGCAACACAUAUAUCGACCCCAUCAACCUGCCCCCUCUGCCUCCUGGAAAGUCUGAGAUCGAUGUUGCGGCCGAUUAUCUUUUCAAGCUCCGCCAGGCUAUGCGCUCGGCUCUGCAAAAGACGCUCGGCGAAGUCUUCAACCGUGAAGAACGAAACAUCCGUUACUACCUCACCGUUCCUGCCAUUUGGAACGAUGCAGGAAAGGCCGCCACCAGAGCCGCCGCUAUUCAAGCCGGUUUCCUGAGAGACGAAAACGACAACCGGCUGACGCUAGUUUCCGAGCCUGAGGCCGCCGCCAUUUUCUGUUCCAAGACAGGACUGCUGAACCUCAAGGUCCACGACGCCGUCCUGAUUGUCGAUUGCGGUGGUGGUACUGUCGAUUUGAUUGCGUACGAAGUCGAGGAGGAGAACCCCUUCACCGUUGCCGAGUGCACGGCAGGAUCUGGUGAUUCUUGUGGUUCAACAGCGCUGAACCGCAACUUUAGCAACAUCCUGCGCACCAAGAUUCGCAAGAUGAAGCUGCCCGACGGAUCCAAGACGGCGGGCCGCGUGUACGCCAAGUGUAUCAUGGACUUUGAGAACCGUAUCAAGGCCGAUUUCCGCAACAACGGUCAGAAGUGGGCCGUCGAUGUUGGUAUUGAGGCCGAGUUCCCCGAGGCCGGCAUCGAGGAGGGCUACAUGACGUUCACCAACGAGGAGAUUCUGCAGUGCUUCGAGCCCGUUGUUAACCGCAUUCUCGAGCUCGUCAGAAACCAGAUCAUUGCCAUCCAGGCCCAGAACCGGACAUUGCAAAACAUUCUCGUCGUUGGUGGUUUCGGUGCCUCCGAGUACCUCUUCCAGCAGAUCAAGCUCCACGUUCCUCCCCAGUUCCAGUCCAAGGUCGUCCGCCCCAUGGACUCCGUGGCUGCCAUCGUGAAAGGUGCCGUUACUGCCGGCAUCACCGAGCGCGUCGUCACACACCGUGUUGCCCGUCGCCACUACCUCAUGGCCACCUUGCAACCCUUUAAGGAAGGAUACCAUCCUGAGGCCUACCGCGUCCCAUCCCUCGACGGCAAGGACCGCUGCAAGUUCACCCGUCAAAUCUUUGUGCAAAAGGGUCAAAAGGUCAAGAUUGGCGAGCCCGUCAAGGUCUCAUUCUUCCGUCAAGUCGCUCCCGGCGCGACGCUCAUGUAUGAGGACAUUUUGUACGCCUGUGACGACGAUGUUUGCCCCGAGUAUACUAAGGAUCCUCGCAUCAAGGAAGUUGUCACCCUGACGUCGGAUUUGUCGCGGAAGAACCUCGAGAAGGACUUUGAGAGAAUGGACACACCACAGGGCACAUUCUACCGUGUCUACUUCGAUAUCUACUUGACGCUUGACGGGUCCGAGUUCAGCGCAGAGUUGGUGUGCCAAGGCGAGGUCAUGGGCCGCUGCAGAGCGCGCUUCAGGUAAAGAAGGCGGUGGACGAAAGAGAGAGAUUGAUAAUGUUUGCUUGCUUGCAUUGGGCAUUUCGUUUCCAUACACUCGGAUGAUACCUCGAAAAGGUGAUAAGGGG